Molecule: messenger RNA, 1404 nt
Organism: Drosophila rhopaloa
Lineage: Eukaryota; Metazoa; Arthropoda; Insecta; Diptera; Drosophilidae
Exons: 4
Coding region: 68-1354 (428 amino acids)
Source: RefSeq, a predicted model, not a curated record
CAAACUCAGUUCCAAACUAGCAACUGCCGGAAAAGGUUCUUUUUGCCAAAUAUACGAAAGCCGAAAAAUGACUGACACCGACGAAAUCGUGAACCCCAAUGAGAAUCUAAUCAUUCCCGAUUGGAUCAAUGAGAAAUACUUUGAAAGCGUACUGGCCAAGGACGAACCAGAUCAUGCAAAAGUAUUAAAAUUUACCACAGUUGCCGCUAUUAAGCCGGGUGAAAACUUUACUUCCACCAUGCUGAGGAACUACAUCAAAUUGGAAAUGAAAGAUGGAAGUGUGAAGACCAAGACAUAUAUUUUUAAGACAAUGCUGCCCGAUGAGCGAGGGGGCAACGACAUCACCGAGUUUGGGCUCUUUCCCAAGGAGGCCAAGAUGUACGAAACAUACCUCCCUGCGUUCGAGGCCCUCUAUAAAGAUGCCGGGUGGAACAUUCAAUUGGCGCCCAAGUGUCUGCUAACUGAGGAGCGUGAAGGGGACAUCCACUUCAUCUUCGAGGAUCUGAGUGUGAAGCAAUUCCGGAACGUGGAUCGCACGGAAGGACUGGACAUGGAGCACAUGACGAAAUCUUUGCAAAAACUGGCCGAGUAUCAUGCGGCCAGUGCUGUGUACGAGGAGUUGCAUGGUCCCUAUCCCAGUGAUUUCAACGAAGGAUUUGUCAAGCCGGAUGUUAAAAAGUUUCAUGUGGAUGGAUUCAACCUGAAGGAAAAGGCCUACAAGAAGGCAAUGCUUACUUGGGGCAUGAAAGACGCAGAGAAAUAUGUUAAGGACUUUCCCACUACCGACCAGUAUUGGGCCCAAUGCCUGAGCACCUUGAAGUUGGAUCCCACUGAAUUCCAUGUGCUCAACCAUGGGGACUUUUGGUCAAGCAAUUUGAUGACCUCCUAUCUCCCGGAUGGCAGUCUCGAUCAGCUCAUCCUCAUCGACUUCCAGAUCGUGACGUGGGGAAGUCCAGCCAUGGAUCUGCUCUUCUUCCUCACCCUCUCGCCCGCUCAAGAUUUGCGUAUCAAGGAGUUUGAUCACUUCGUAAGAAUCUACUGGGAACGCCUAAUCGAGUGCCUAAAGGUGUUGAAACUGAAAAAGCCAUUGCCAAAACUACGAGAUCUUCAAAACUCCAUAAACAAGAAGCACCAUUCAUUUUACGCUUUCUUCAGUAUAUUGAAUCACCUGCCCAUAAUUCUGUUCCCCACCGAUAAGGACAGCAAUCUGCACAACAUGACUGCUGAAACAGAGGAAGGCGAAAAUCUUAGGCUACGCUUGCUAGCUAAUCCCGCCUUUGCAAAUGUUAUGAAGGAUCUAUAUCCAUUUUUGUAUAACCGCGGAAUUUUAAACUUUGAAGACUAUGAUGUUUGAUAUUUGAUAUAUAGCUGGCAAUAAACUGCAGACAGGUAUUAUGAAAUCAA